CGACACAACCGUAAUGCCGAAGGUGAAGCCCGGUUCUACCCGAACGUAUGACAAGGAGGGUUAUCGACUACGAGCCGCAGCCAUCUGUGUACGCGACCCAAAUGAAAAUGAGGUUCUCUUGGUUUCCAGUACAAUAGAUUCGGACAAGUGGGUAAUGCCCGGGGGAGGGGUGGAACCCUGGGAGGAUCCGGAGAGCGCGGCCCUGAGAGAGGCCUACGAGGAAGCAGGGAUCAGAGGUCACGUGAUCGGCCGCCAUGGAAUCGUAGAAGAUGCCAGCAGACGAGAACGGACUUGGGUGUUUUCUCUUGGUGUUGUACAGCUGUUGAAUACUUGGCCAGAGUCGGAACGAUUGGGUCGCAAAAGAAAAUGGUUUGACCUUGACGACGCAAGAAAUUGUCUGGCCCUUUAUAAACCUUUCCAAGUGAAGUGCCUAGAGGCUAUGCUGAGAUAACAUCGCCUGUUGCAAGUACGAAAACAAGGUUAAGCUUUGGUAACACCUACCUUUAACAAUGCUACUGUACAGGAAAGUCACAUGCUUGUGUAUGUCAGGAGACAAGCUCGACAGUGGCGUUAUUGUGUCAUUCCGGGGAAAAUCGGUACAAUGGGAAGAAAAUGUCCUUUCCGUAACGACAUGGCGGUUAGAACGACACGCGGUUACAACGACAUGGCAGUUACAACGACAUGACGGUUACAACGACAUGGCGGUUACAACGACAUGGCAGGCCUCGGACCCCCAUUAAUUUUCCAUAAGCGACAAUGUUAACGUCUAGCGCUGUAGCUCAGUCCCAAACAUUCCGUGGCCAAUAAGCUUUGGUGCAUACCUGGCCUAGCCUGGGAGAAACAAGCCAUAAAAAUCUUGACAUAGGUUGACCGUCAAAAUCUGGACCUUUCCAUGCCGGCAGCUGGGAGGCGUGCCUAGCAACGCCAAGGGGACGUCACUCGCAGCCUCAUCACUACCUCACACCUUGUGUCCUCUCACCCAGAA
Messenger RNA from Liolophura sinensis, 985 nucleotides. RefSeq names its product diphosphoinositol polyphosphate phosphohydrolase 2-like. The transcript is spliced from 4 exons. The record is from RefSeq and is a predicted model, not a curated record. Gene Ontology annotation, molecular function: diphosphoinositol-polyphosphate diphosphatase activity; bis(5'-adenosyl)-hexaphosphatase activity; bis(5'-adenosyl)-pentaphosphatase activity. Lineage: Eukaryota; Metazoa; Mollusca; Polyplacophora; Chitonida; Chitonidae. Bases 14 to 451 code for a protein of 145 amino acids. Gene Ontology annotation, biological process: diadenosine hexaphosphate catabolic process; diadenosine pentaphosphate catabolic process; adenosine 5'-(hexahydrogen pentaphosphate) catabolic process. Gene Ontology annotation, cellular component: cytoplasm; nucleus.